Danio aesculapii is the source of this 5046-nucleotide messenger RNA. RefSeq names its product ninein (GSK3B interacting protein) (gene nin). Gene Ontology annotation, cellular component: centriole; mitotic spindle pole; pericentriolar material. Gene Ontology annotation, biological process: centrosome localization; microtubule anchoring at centrosome; centrosome-templated microtubule nucleation. Gene Ontology annotation, molecular function: calcium ion binding. The coding region runs from base 132 to 4274 and encodes 1380 amino acids. The record is from RefSeq and is a predicted model, not a curated record. NCBI's taxonomy places the organism in Eukaryota, Metazoa, Chordata, Actinopteri, Cypriniformes, Danionidae. The transcript is spliced from 26 exons.
UUUAGUUCAGGCUGUGGUAAAACGCACACAGAGCGGUCGAGUUUGUGCACGAGCUCCGAAUCAAACUAAUGGACUUAUAGCCGAAUAACGGAGAGCGAGCGCGCGCAUCUGUGACACCGCCGGAAAGGCUGAUGGAUGGUGCGAGGGACCAGUAUGAGGAACGACUGAAAGAGGUGUUUGAGAGUUUCGAUGGCAGCGGUUUGGGCUCUUUGAGUCCUGAAGAACUGAGUGAUCUCUGUCAGGCCCUUCAGCUUGAGGAAAACGCACUCAACACACUCUUACACACACUGCUGGAUGACCACAUCACUGCUCGGGUUAAUUUUGAGCAGUUUAAGGAUGCGCUGAUCCUUGUUUUAUCAAGCACAAACACAAAUGAUCAGGAGGAGUGUCUUGAACAACCAGAUUCUCCAGAAGUCCAGCCACGCUUUGUAAAGGGCAGUAAACGUUACGGCCGGCGCUCUGCUCCUGAGUUCAUUCACGCACAUACUGAUUCAAACACACAGGCUGAAGAUGAGGAGGAGGAGAAGGAUGAAGAUGCUCAAGAGAGCGAUGACAGGACCGUACCCAGGAAACGAGAGCGCUGGAAUGCUGACAUGAGCAUUUCUGAGGAGUUUGAAGCAGAGGGUCAGCUACACCUCUGGAACCCAGAUGAACCCACAACACCACGGGGCAAUGCUGUGGCGCUCUGUGACCUGGAGGAGCGUCUGCAGAAUGCCUGUCUUCAGCUCUCUCUGCCAGUGAAUGGCAUGGCCACACUCGCACAGCUGCAUAAGCUCUGCCAACACAUUGGGAUUGAGGUGGGUGAGGAUAUAAUACAGUGUGCUGAUGAAAGCCUAAUGGAUGUACAGGAGUUCAUCUCAUGUGUAAUAAACCACAGCAAACCACCCACACCAUCAGCAUCCACACCCUACAGACAAUUAAAGAGAAUCCACUCCACUCAGUUUGAUGAGUCGGGCCGUAGGAUCUCAUGCGCUUUAAGCAGUACAAUCGCUCUACGGGUGUUUUCUGAUUUGGAUGAUGGAUCGGGACACGCUCCUGUGGAAACUCUGCUGUACAGGUGGAUGGAAGAAGGAGUGGACAACAGCUCAGAGAUCCUGCAGGCUCUGGAUUUUAAUCUGGAAGGUAAAGUGAAUCUGUCGGAGCUCACCGUUGCUCUAGAAAAUGAGCUGCUGAGCACUAAGAACUCAAUCCACCAGGCGGCGCUACUGAGCUUCAAGGCAGAAAUCAGACAUCUGCUUGAGUGUGUUGACCUGGAAAGGCGUGAGAAGGAGAGAAUUCGCUUUGAUCUGGACACGGCAGAGAAACUGAAAUCGGAGCUGGCAUCUGAAGUGGACGACCAUCAUGCUGCUAUAGAGCGCAACAAUGAACUCAACCUUCGGAGGUUGGAGCAGGAGUAUAAAGAGAGUAUGACUGCUCUGAGGACAGAGCUCAGUAAAGAGGUGGAGCUUGUGCAGCAGCAGGCCAAUCAACAACGAGAAGAGCUUGAACAAGAAAUUAGCAAGAUGAGAGAUGAUGAAACCUUCCUACGAGAACACCUAACGCUUGCCAUUAAAGAAAAUGGUCGUCUGGAGUCAGAGCUUAUUGAGACCACAGAGAAACUGGUGGAGGCUGAAAACCAGUUGAACAAAGUACAGAAAAACCUGGACGGUGUUUUGAAAGAGAAGUUUGGUGAUUUGGAUCCAGACAGUGCAGAGUUUUAUCAGCAGGAGGAUCGUCUGAGACAGCUGCGCAGGAGCUAUGAGGAGCAGUGCAGGGAGCUACAGGACCGUAUAGAUGAGCUGGAAGCCCAGCUGGAGGAAUAUCAGACUUCAGGCCACACACCCUUGAGACGUCCCGGACUGAGUCUGUCUGAUGAAAUGGCCAGCAAGAGUCAAGAGCCAGCUUUUCAGGAGCAGCAGCCAUUAAACAUGAGUCUAGAGACGGAGAUGUUACUGGAACAACAUCAGCGAGAGAUGGAAAACAUUAGAGCACUGGUUGAUGAAGAAAAACGCAGCGCAGAGGAGGAGAAGAGUCUUCUCUCUCUCAAUCACCAACAGGAGUUGCAGGUCUUGAGGGAGGAGAUGGCAAGAGAACUCGAGAGAGCCAACAAACUGGAGCAGGAGAUUACUGCUCUCCAAACUCUCCACCAGCAAGAGCUUCACUCUCUCACACAGGAGGCGCAGGACGCCAAAACCUGUGUCGAACAACUUCAGGCGAAGGUGCAAGUGCUAGAGGAGAAACGGACUGCUUAUGAGGAGCAAAGUGAAGUGCAUGCUGAGGAGAUGAGUUUGAUGGAAUUAAAACACCAGGAGAUGCUAGAGACAAGCAUGCAGGAGCAGAGAGAGAGACUGGAAGAAGAGAAAGAAAAGAGGCUCACAGAGCAGUGGAAGGAACAGCAGAAGAGCUAUGAGGAAAUGCUAAAUGCACAGCUAGAGGAGAUGCAGCAGAGAACAGAACAGGAGUGUGUUGAGCUGGAAAAGAGGCUGAGGGAGGAGUGGGAACAGGACAAGAAGGAGUUAGAGGAGAGCAGUAGGGAGAAAUUAAACUCAAUACUGGAGGAGAGAGAGCGGGGACUUAGGGAGGAGUGGGAACGGGAGAGACAGGAGCUGGAGGAGAUCAGUAAGAAGGCACUGCAGGCUGUUCUGGAGGAGCGUUUGGAGAAAGAGACGCGGCACAGGCAGCAAUGGGAUGAGGAGCGGGCUUCAUUGGAGAACAAACAUCAUGCUCUGCUCCUACAGCGUUUACAGGAGGAGAGAGAGCACUUCCGCACACAGCAGGAGGAGACCGAGAGCAUUAUUAUUGAGCACUGGGGGAGAGAGAGGGCUCAACUGGAGAGGCAGCACGAGGAGGCGCUCCAGGCCUGUUUGGAACGGGAGCGUGAGAGACUACAGAUGGAUCGAGAGGAGCUGGAGAGCAGGUGGCAGCAGGUUUUGAUUGAAGAGCGGAGUCGGAUGGAGGAGGCACACAGGGAGGCGAUGCUGGAGCUGACUGGCAAACACAAUGAGGAGAGGGAAAGACUCAGUAGCCUUUUGGAGAAACUACGCACAGACAUUGCAGAACAAAGGAGUGAAGUUUGUCGUCUGGCUAAAGAAAACUUCAUUCUAAGACACAAGAUCUCAACAGUGAGAGAGGAGGACCUGAGAGAGAACCAGGAUGAUGUGCGAUUACAGCACAUCAAACAAGGGAAGAGAUCAGUUCAAGCACUCCGAAGACAGCUCUCAGAGCCUCGCCGUCUGGGACAGCAGCUGGAGGAGGAGAACUUUAUUCUACAGCAAAAUUCAGAUCAUGUGCUUCGACAUGCACUCCAGGAAGUGAUUCGACAGCACGACAGCUCUGCCAAUGGGAAGAAUGGGUUGUGUGAUCGGGAGGAGAUUUCUUCCAGGACAGAAAAGGAACUGCUUAGAUCAGAACUCAAUCGGUGCAUAGAAAAGAUCAUGUCACUGGACUCCUCUUUACAGACGGUCACACAGCAAAACGCUCGUCUCAAAUCUGACCUGCGCAUCACACAACAAGAAAGAGAUGCCCUCAAACAGGAAGUGAUGUCCUUGCACAAACAAUUGCAGUCUGCCAAUGAGAAGCUGCUGGAGGUCUCUGUUGUGUCUGCUGGUCAUCAGCAGGGUAGGCGUGUAUGGGCGGAGCUAUCAGGGCUGAUGGAGGCGGAGCAUCACUCGCUAACAGAAGAGAACCAGCAACUUAAACGACAGAUGAAUGAAUUGAGCUCAGAGCUGCAGACGUCAAAGGAACAGAUCCGCCAUCUGGAGGCUUUGAGCGCGAAACAGCGAGGAAUUGUGAAAAAUGCAGAUCAAGAAAAAUCUGCCCUAAAGCGUGAAAUGGAGGCUCUGCACUCACAGCUGCUGUCAACACGGAACAAGGCUCAGCUGGCUGCCAUUCUGCCCUCAUCUCCUCUACAUUUGGCAGGAGAACAGAGAGGAUCACAUCACAGUGAUGGCCCAGACUUCAACAUACAGGAGCGGGAGGCGGCGCUGUUACAGAUGGAGGAGAGAAUGAGGGAAGUGGAGAUCACACUGCGAAACCUCAAACUGUUACUACAGGAGAAAGUGUCUCAGCUGAAAGAACAGUUGAUCAGAAACAGUGAAUCGGAUGUGCUGAUCAAGGACCUGUAUGUGGAGAACGCUCAGCUGCUCAAAGCCCUGGAGAAGACAGAGCAGCGGCAGAAAGUAGCAGAGAAGAAGAAUUUCCUUCUGGAGGAGAAGAUUUCUAGUCUGAACAAGAUUGUUCGUGACCUCGGCCCGUCCCCGUUGACCCCUGCGCCCUACCACUUUACUCGCUCCUGAUUACACACUUAUAUUAAAAGGGAUAGUUCACCCAAAAAUGAAAAUUACCUCAUUUAUUCUCUCUCGUUUGGCUUUAAAGAACACAGAUGCUGAUGUUUAUCAUAUAGGCAGGGGUGGAUUUAGUGAUUUGGGGGCCCUAGCAUUGAAACUCAGCACAUUCUCUUGCUCUAUAAACAUGUUUUGUUUUGUUUUUCAGCGGGAACCGCUCACAUCUCAUGCCUGUGCAGUACAGAAGGAAUAAUCCACUAUUGAAAAAAGCCCCAGGUUUUGAAAAGAAGUAAUAAAGUUAAAAUCUUAAUGGUUAUGUACAGAUUUCUUAUUAAUAUAUUACAAUAAAAUUUAUGGUAUAUGAUUAAUUUAGGCUUCUUGGCAUUGUUCGGGGCCCCUAAUUCCCCAGGGCCCUAAGCGGCUGCUUACCUCGCUUAUAGGUUAAGUCCGCCCCUGCCAAUAGGAAAGAAAUUCUCAUGAAAGUCAAUGGGUGCCAGCUACCAGCCUUUUUCUCAAUAUCUUUUUGUGAAGUGUAGGGUGAGUAAAUGAUGGCAGAGUUUUCAUUUUUAUGUGAACUUUCCCUUUAAUAUUCCCCUGUUAUGUUGUUUUUAAACAUUUAAAUCUCCUACAGGUUUACCUUCAUCUAAGGUAAAAAAGCACUUUAAUAUUCUCCUAAUACACAUUGCAACAUCAAAUCUGUUUUUCUCUGUGUCUGAAAAGGUUCGUUCAAUGAUUCAUUCUCUCUAAACCCCGCCUUUCUGAGACCCUGCCCUGCUCUGAUUGG